This is a messenger RNA of Zophobas morio, 1975 nucleotides long. RefSeq names its product putative fatty acyl-CoA reductase CG5065. Gene Ontology annotation, cellular component: peroxisome. NCBI's taxonomy places the organism in Eukaryota, Metazoa, Arthropoda, Insecta, Coleoptera, Tenebrionidae. The transcript has 7 exons. Gene Ontology annotation, molecular function: alcohol-forming very long-chain fatty acyl-CoA reductase (NADP+) activity. The coding region runs from base 216 to 1781 and encodes 521 amino acids. Gene Ontology annotation, biological process: long-chain fatty-acyl-CoA metabolic process. The record is from RefSeq and is a predicted model, not a curated record.
GAAUUUGACGGGUUUGGCGAGAAUUUUCGGGUCGUUGGGCUGGUGGUGUUCGGGAAUUGGUGACCUUAAUUGAGGCACAACGGAGUGAUAAUCGGGUGUUAUGUAAGUCUAAUUACAAGAGUGUCUGGUGGUCGAAGAAAAGCGGUCUAAUUGGUGGGUUCAAAGUCUGCUGUUUUGAUCAGGUUGAAUGACCAAAAUUAGCAAAAAAAAUUAAAAUGGGUGUACCGAAGCUCCAGCAACGUCUCUACACCCUCAACUCCGACCACCCUCUUAAUAACAACUACGUCCACAACAGCCAGCUGACGUCCACCAGCAUUUCCGGGUUCUACAAGAACGCUACCGUGUUCAUCACCGGAGCCACCGGAUUCGUGGGGAAAGCGCUGGUGGAGAAGCUGCUGCGGUCGUGCGAGGAUGUGGAGGUGCUUUAUUUGCUGAUGCGGCCCAAGCGGGGGAUGGGGAUCGAGCAGAGGGUGAAGGAGCUGCUGAAGAAUCCGGUUUUUAACCGGAUUAGGGAUAAAAACCCGGAUGCGUUUAGCAAGGUCAAGGCGGUGGCGGGGGAUGUGGCGGCGCCGAAUUUGGGGCUGGCGGACGCCGAUCGGAGCAAGCUGGUGGAGCAAGUGAAUGUGGUGUUUCACUCGGCGGCUACUGUCAAAUUCAACGAAGAUUUGAAAAACGCAGUCAUCCUCAACACCCUCGGCACCAAGCGAGUCCUCGAACUGUGCGAAGACAUGAAACACCUGAAGAGCUUCGUCCACGUCUCCACCGCCUACAGCAACUCCGACAAGCACGUAGUCGAAGAAGUCGUCUACGACCCUCCCCAUGACGCCGACGCCGUCAUCAGCAGCGUCGACAUCCUAACAAACGAAGGCAUAGACGUACUAGCCAAGCAAAUACUGGGUAAACACCCCAACACCUACACCCUCACGAAAGCCAUGGCCGAGCACCUAGUCCUCAAAAGCUCGUCUCGGAUCCCUGCCGCCGUCGUCCGCCCCUCCAUCAUUACAGGCGCCUGGAAAGAACCCUACCCCGGCUGGGUGGACAACGUCAGCGGCAUCACCGGCAUCUUCAUGGAGUGCGGCCGCGGCACCAUCAAGAGCAUCAUCUGCGACGACCGCUGCACCAUGGACCUCAUCCCCGUGGACGUGGUGGUCAACACCCUCAUCACCGCCGCCUGGCACACCGCCGCCCACCGCUCCAACACCAUGCGCGUGUACAACUGCACCAGUGGCGGCGUCAACCCCAUCACGUGGCGCGAGUUCGGUCAGCUCACCCACAAGUACUCGCUGGAGUACCCCAGCAAGUACGUCACGUGGUACCCGGGCUUCACCUACCGGACCAGCCGGGUCAUGCACGUGAUCUGCGCCCACCUGUUCCACCUGCUGCCGUCGGCCUUCCUCGACGUGUUCCUCUACUGCACGAAGCAGAAGCCGAUAAUGCUGAAAAUCAGCAGGAAGUUCUACAGCGCGCUGGACGCGGGCAAGUUCUUCUCGACGAACGAGUGGGACUUCAAGACGUCCACGAUGGGGGCGCUGGUGGGAGCCGUGCGGGAGGCGGAGGACGGGAAGAACUUCGACGUGGACAUGUCGACGGAGAACGGGUUUAGUUGGAACUUCUACGUCAAGGACUUCAUACUAGGAGUCCGGCAGUACGUGCUCAAGGACGACAUGAGCAGCUUACCGAGUGCCAAAGUCAAACUCAACAGGUUGUACUGGUUCCAGAAGGUAACCCAGGCCUUGACGAUAUACGCCGUGGUCAAACUGGCAGUGCACCAGUACACUUAGGACAAUUUAACAAACAUACAAAUUUACUUUAUUUUUCGGAUGAAAGAAAAUCAAAAUGGUUACACGUGGACACAAUUUUGGAAAUGACAAAAAUAUCCCUAGACGUAGGAUGAUAAAAUAUUCUUUAUUUAUUUUCAUAUACAUUUGUAGCACUAACAGUUUCUAAAUAAAAUAAAUGGAUAAGGUUUAUGUUA